Phialemonium atrogriseum is the source of this 1383-nucleotide messenger RNA. RefSeq lists its product as uncharacterized. NCBI's taxonomy places the organism in Eukaryota, Fungi, Ascomycota, Sordariomycetes, Cephalothecales, Cephalothecaceae. The transcript has 5 exons. The coding region runs from base 1 to 1383 and encodes 460 amino acids. The record is from RefSeq and is a predicted model, not a curated record.
AUGACGCUUCAGAGUUAUGAACUCAAAAGUUGCACUUUUCACGUCGCUGCCGACUCAGACACUCCAGCGGCGGAUAGUGGAGAUGUCCCCCACCGCUAUUUCGACUGCACCUCGCUCAACGACUGCGCGGAGUUGAUCAGGACCUGGUCUGCAGGCACUAUGAACCAUGACCGUUGCUCUCGAGAUUUGUCGGGUCACAAGAAGAUUGACUCAUCCAGUAGCCCUCUACCCAAGCGUUCAAGCUACCAGGAACGACUCUCGGGCACUGGUUUUGGGGGACUAUCAAAGCUUUUCCAAGAUCUAUUUGAGCUUGCGGCCCUUCUCGGCAUCAAAUAUGCGUGGAUCGACAGCCUCUGCAUUAUCCAGGACGUGGCUGACGAUUGGAAGGAAGAGUCGUUGAAGAUGAGUGACUACUACCAGAACGCCGAAUUCACUGUGAGCGCAAUCAACAUUCCCCAGAUCGACGGCCUAAAAAUAUCGCAACAACACCUGCUACUGGAAUCGCUGCCAAUGGCCAGGCUCCCGUAUCACAACAGGCAGGGAGGGCAGAACGCAUCGAUGGGCUUGGAGUUCUACAACACUGAGGGAGUCUAUUCUGCCUGGGAAGAUAUCGUCGAGCAGUACUGCAAGCUCAAGCUUUCGCGGCCCCAGGAAGAUCGGAUUAUAGCUCUUGGCGGGGUAGCCACAGAGUUUCAAAAGGCUUUGCACAUAAAGGAUGACUGCGUCGCUGGACUUUGGAGGCGUGACCUCCACCAAGGCCUACUUUGGGAGAAAUCAUACCCUGGAACUCCCCGCCGAUUCGAUAAUUUCCCCACAUGGACUUGGGCGUCUAUUGAUACGCCUGCAUCUGCUGCUGCAGAGGCAGACGCCACAACAAUUCAACUGCCAAACUCGAUAGAGAGCACAUCGUCUGACAGAAGACACGUGGAAGGAAAUUUUGUCUUGCAUGCCUUGGGACGGCUGCAACCCGUUUUAAUCGGAAGCUACUUUCAGGAUGAGGCCAGCUUUUACUUGGCUACAGAUGUGACCGGCCAUCCCGCGAGGAGCAUAGGCGCCGAGAAGCAGCAAGCGGUGGUGGUGCCGGGGGAGCGGAAUAUUAUUGCUGGCUGGGCCUCGUUGGAGCAUCCGGAGUUCCAGGACGACGCCGCUUUCAGCCCCGGUCCCGUAAUUCUCGCGCUGCUUGUUUCAACUAAGCGUGUCAGUGCUGGAGCAUUCGGUUUGGGGUUUGUGCUGCCAAUCCACCAAGCAUUUCUGGUGCUGUUCUUGCGACGGAGCGACAAGGUAAUGGAUGGAUUUGAGAGGGUCGGGGUUGGUAGACUUUUCGGGCGGGAGGCUGCAAGGGGGUUCGAACUGGCCAUAGAGAGGGAUAUUAGGUUGAUUUAG